AUGACUGAUAAUAUCUCUGUCGAAAAUAUGCAACAGAUGCUUUGCAACAAGGAGCUGUCUAUGACAGAGCGUUUUCGGGGAAUGUUCACCCUGCGUGAUCUAGGCGGCAAGAAAGCUGUAGACAGUUUGCUCAUCUGCCUAGACGACCCAUCAGCACUGCUAAAACACGAGGCAGUAUUUUGUAUUGGACAGAUACAAGACCCAUACGCCAUACCAUAUCUUAUCAAAAUAUUGGAAGACACAAGUCAUGAACCAAUAGUGCGACAUGAAGCAGCUGAAGCACUUGGUGCUAUUGGUUCGAACGCAGUGCUUAAUAUACUUGAAAAGUAUAGAUUUGAUCCAGUGAUAGAGAUUGCUGAGACCUGUCAAUUGGCACUGGCAAGAAUCAACUGGUUGAAUAGUAAUAAACAUAUUCAAGUCGAGAAUCCAUACAAAAGUGUUGAUCCUGCUCCAGCAUCAGAUGACGACAAUGUUGAGUCAUUGAAAAGCACAUUGCUGGAUGAGUCGUUACCAUUGUUUGAUCGAUAUAGAGCUAUGUUUGCAUUAAGGAAUAAGACAAGCGAAGAAUCAGUCCUUGCACUUGCCGAAGGCAUGAAAGCCAGUAGCAUACUGCUGCGACACGAAUUGGCAUUUAUACUUGGGCAAAUGAGAAACAAGGCUGGCAACGCACUUGGAAAAAAUGCUGAUAACACGAUAGUUACAGUGUUGACUGACGCGUUGAAAAAUUCUAACGAGAGUCCAAUCGUUCGCCACGAAUGUGCGACUGCUCUGGGAGCAAUGGAUAAAAAGGAUUGUAUGCAGGUCUUGAAAGAAUAUUUGCAUGACGAAGAGGCUGUUGUCAGUGAAAGCUGUCAGCUUUCAUUAGAUGUGUAUGCUCACUCAUUACUUAGCAAGUGA
Messenger RNA from Saccoglossus kowalevskii, 897 nucleotides. RefSeq names its product deoxyhypusine hydroxylase-like. Gene Ontology annotation, biological process: peptidyl-hypusine biosynthetic process. Gene Ontology annotation, molecular function: deoxyhypusine monooxygenase activity. The record is from RefSeq and is a predicted model, not a curated record. NCBI's taxonomy places the organism in Eukaryota, Metazoa, Hemichordata, Enteropneusta, Harrimaniidae.